This is a messenger RNA of Coprinopsis cinerea okayama7#130, 1380 nucleotides long. Its product is annotated as d-3-phosphoglycerate dehydrogenase 2. The transcript has 2 exons. Lineage: Eukaryota; Fungi; Basidiomycota; Agaricomycetes; Agaricales; Psathyrellaceae. Bases 1 to 1380 code for a protein of 459 amino acids. The record is from RefSeq and is a predicted model, not a curated record. Gene Ontology annotation, molecular function: oxidoreductase activity, acting on the CH-OH group of donors, NAD or NADP as acceptor; NAD binding.
AUGUCGAUUCCCAUUAGCAUCAUCCAGUCUGUCGCCACCUCUGUCUCUCCAGCGAGCUCGUCGCUCCACGACCACUUCCGUCGACGAGCCAUUGACCCCGACCCAGCUGAACCCAGGAUCCUCCAUCCCCUGGAGAACGAAGGCCUCAGACUCUUGAUCCUCGAGAACAUCAGCCAGGAGGCCGUCGCUGCAUUCCGAAGCCAGGGCUAUCAUGUGGAUCACCACACCAAGGCCUUCACGGAGGACGAGUUGGUCGAGAAGAUCGGCUCUUACCAUGGUAUUGGUAUUCGUAGCAAAACCAAGAUCACAGCCCGUGUUCUCCAGGCUGCCAAAAAGUUGCUGGUAAUCGGAUGCUUCUGCAUCGGUACCAACCAAGUCGAUCUCGAGGCAGCUGCCCAAGCUGGCAUUCCCGUCUUCAACUCCCCCUUCUCCAACUCCCGAUCCGUUGCCGAGUUGGUCAUGUCCGAACUGGUCGUCCUCUCCCGUCAGCUUUUCGAGCGAGCAUACGAAAUUCGGACGGGCCUCUGGAAUAAGCAAUCCAAAAACUGCUACGAAAUUCGUGGCAAGACUUUGGGCAUCGUCGGUUAUGGCCACAUCGGCUCCCAACUCUCCGUGCUUGCAGAAGCGUUCGGAAUGAGGGUACUCUUCCACGAUGUAUUGAACAUCAUGCCUCUCGGCCAGGCUCAACAAGUGGAAUCUCUUGACGCCCUCCUCGCUCAAUCAGACUUUGUCACACUUCACGUCCCCGAAUCACCAGACACGAUCAACAUGAUCUCCCGCGGUCAAUUGUCGAAGAUGAAGAAGGGCGCCUAUCUCAUCAACAAUGCUCGCGGCAAAGUCGUCGAUAUCCCCGCCCUCAUUGAAUUCCUUGAAUCGAAACACAUCGCCGGUGCGGCCAUCGACGUCUUCCCCAACGAGCCUGGCGCAAACGGCGAUCCAUUCGACGACCAGCUCAACUCUUGGGCCUCCAAACUGCGCAAUCUUCCCAACGUCGUCUUGACCCCACACAUCGGCGGGUCCACGGAAGAAGCCCAACGGAUGAUCGGUAUCGAAGUCUCCACAUACGUUAGUCGAUAUCUUGGUACCGGUUCCACCAUCGGUGCAGUCAAUUUCCCGGAAGUCGACUUGCGUGCCAUCACCAAGGACCAGCAAAACCAGAUUCGUAUCUGCCAUGUACACAGGAACCAGCCUGGUGUCCUCAAACAGGUCAACGACGCGUUGUCCCCAUACAACGUCGAGAAGCAGUACUCGGAUUCCAAGGGCGAGAUUGCAUACGUUAUGGCCGAUAUCUCCAACGUCAGCACUACCGACGACUGGGCCGCCCUCAAAGAACGAAUCAACAACACCGAUGCGAACAUCUUGACUCGCUUCCUUGCUUAG